Messenger RNA from Triticum aestivum (bread wheat), 973 nucleotides. RefSeq names its product CST complex subunit TEN1. Gene Ontology annotation, molecular function: single-stranded DNA binding; telomerase inhibitor activity; telomeric repeat DNA binding. Gene Ontology annotation, cellular component: CST complex. The record is from RefSeq and is a predicted model, not a curated record. Lineage: Eukaryota; Viridiplantae; Streptophyta; Magnoliopsida; Poales; Poaceae. The transcript is spliced from 4 exons. Gene Ontology annotation, biological process: negative regulation of telomere maintenance via telomerase. Bases 311 to 679 code for a protein of 122 amino acids.
AACAAAAAGAAAAAAAGUACAGUACCAGUACAGGUGCUCCUCGUCUCCUCCCGUUUCCAUCCGCCGCCGUUCGCCGGAAUCUCUCCCCCGCCGCCGUCCUUCCACCCAUCCUCCCCCAGGCGAUCUUCGCGUCUCCGACCCAAUCCCUCCCUCCCUCCCGUCCACCAGUUUCCGUCCUCGUGCCUCGAGCGGCUGUACUGUUUGCGCGCAUUGGCGAGGCCGCCUCGCCGGCGACGCGCGGUGGAGGAGCAGGAGGCAAUCUUUGCCAGGGCUGUGGAUUUCAUCAGGCAGCCCGUGCGCAUUAGGCUAGAUGGCAUCUUCUACUCUGAAACCAGGUGUGCCUGUCACUCUGCAAGAGCUAGCGCCCUCCUCGGAGAUGUUCAAGCAAGGGGCGUCCCUCCGGGUAACAGGAAUCCUUCAGUCAUACGAUGUGGACUCUGCGAUUGCUGUCAUUCGAGAUGGCAGCGCGACGCUGAAGGUCGACGCCCAGCACCUGCGGGACAUCAGUUUCCGCAGCGGUUCUAUGUUCCAGUUCAUUGGUGAGCUCCUGAUCCGGCCGAACGAUGACGCGAUUCUGCAAGCACGUAACGUCGAUGGCCUUGACCUGAACCUUUACCAGCAGUCUCUCAUCAUCCGACGGCAGCAUGAAGCCAGACUGCUGAGCUCCAGGAGCGCGUGAUCCAAAGCUGUGAACCAUUCUCGUGGCCUCAGUUCAGUUCCUCUGAAGUACAUGAGGGCAGAAUCACCUGACCCGUGAUGAUCCUGUGCUUCGGUUUGUUAGAUGGGUGCAAGCCUGCAAAGUAGUUCUAGUAGUUGUUAACUGAAUUUUCUUAGCAUAGAUUAUUCCCCUAGGCUAUUUUUGCUAUUCACAACUCCAGGAGCUCUUAUUAUCUCAGGGCUUACAGAUCUCUUUCUGAACAAUCGGAGUGUCCUUCCUGUAUGAGAUUACCUUCUCUUUUACAUUUUGUGACAA